CUCCACCAGUCUCACCAAGGGCAUCUCGCAACACACCAGAGGCCGGAAACCAUGGCGCCCGGCACCGCAGAGCAGCCCGCAAAGAGGCGCAAAAAGCAGCAGCCUUCCAAUGUGAUAACAAUCGGAGGCAAAGCCUUCUCACUCGACAGUUACCUGGACCCAACCCCCAAGGCCCCUGGAACGAAACCGUCAGCGCCGCCAUCAGAAUCGGCCACGCCUGAUCCAGAGCCCUCGACCGCAGCUGGUAAUGCCGCGACCGCAGAGUCGAAGCCUGGCAAACGAAAUUUGCCAAGGCAAGACAAGAAGGAUAAGCCGCGCGUCAACAGCCAAGAGGACCGUCAGCUGCUCAAGACGAGAAAGGAACUUCCCAUUUGGCAGCAUCGCUCCGAGAUUCAGGCCGCGCUCCGAUCACGCGACAGCCAUGUCCUCGUUCUGGUCGGCGAGACAGGCUCCGGAAAGAGUACACAGGUGCCGCAGUUUCUCUACGAAGAGCCCUGGUGCCAGCGCCGGAAAGUCAAGCUGCAUGGUUCCCAGGACGAAGUCGGCGUUGGCGGCAGCAUAGCCAUCACGCAGCCUAGGCGAGUCGCGGCGACGACAUUGGCUCAACGAGUGUCUCGCGAAGCUGGAACCCCUCUAGGGAAGGGGAGGCCGGAUGGCCUUGUCGGCUACUCGGUUCGUUUCGACCAUCAGGUCCCGCGGGGAGCCAAGAUCAAGUUCCUCACCGAGGGUACGCUGCUCCAAGAGCUGCUACGGGAUCCGUAUCUGCGGCAAUACAGCGCCGUGAUCGUUGACGAAAUCCAUGAAAGAAGCCUGGAUGUCGAUCUACUCGUUGGAUUCCUGAAGCAAAUCUUGAUGGGAGACUUGAAAGGCCGGGGCGGCAUUCCCCUCAAAGUCAUCAUCAUGAGCGCGACGGCAGACGUCGACGGCAUCCGGCAAUUCUUCAGCGACAUUCCUGUCGCGGACGAAAACCAGGAGCGCGUUCAAGUGCUUCGCAUAAAGGGUCGGCAGUUCCCUGUCGAGGUGAUUCACGAGCCUCGGCCGGUUCCGGACAUUCAGGACGCCCUGUUGAAACGCAUCUUCAAGAUCCAUCUUGAGGAGGCCCUUCCCGGAGACAUACUAGCAUUUCUCACUGGCCAAGAGGAGAUCGAGUCAGCCCAGAAGCUUAUCGAAGAAUAUGCCGCAACGCUCGCCUCAAACGUGCCCAAAAUAAAGGUUUGCCCACUUUACGGGCAGCUUUCAAUGGAGGGGCAACGCGACGCCUUUUUACCCGUCAAGGCGUCGUUCACCCGUAAGAUUGUCCUGGCCACAAACAUUGCCGAGACGUCGGUGACGGUGCCUGGCGUUCGAUACGUGGUGGAUUGUGGCAAGGCUAAGGUGAAGAAGUACCGCCCGCGCCUCGGCAUGGAGUCGCUCCUCGCCAAGGUCAUAUCAAAGUCGUCGGCACUACAGCGAACGGGCCGCGCAGGUCGUGAGGGGCCUGGCAAGUGCUUCCGGUUGUACGCUGAGAGCACUUUCGAGGCGUUCCAGGACGCAGAUCUCCCUGAGAUUUUGCGCAACGACGUCCUUGGCGCCGUGCUGACGAUGAAGGCGCGCGGCAUUCACGAUGUUCUGGCGUUUCCUCUCAUGGACACACCGGGAACUGAAUCCAUUGAGAAGGCUCUACUUCACUUGCACUAUUUGGGAGCUCUCGCCGACGACGGGACAAUCACGCCGGCGGGAGAGAAGAUGGCAAGGUUUCCUCUGCCGGCACCGUACGGCGCGGUCUUGCUGACCGCUGCACACCCCGAGUUCGACUGUGUGAACGAGGCUAUUGACAUUGUAUCCUGCAUUACAUCCGGCGACGACAUAUUUCUGCAGCUGCAAUCAGAGGAGGCCCAGGAGCAGGCGGGAGCUCUGCGCAAAGAGAUCCAAAGACGCGAGGGCGACAUCAUUACGUAUCUGACAACCAUGCAGCGCUACACAGGGGAGAACGCCGACAGGACCGACUGGUGCAAGCAGAGGAGGAUUAAUCUACGCAACAUGCGGCAGGCGCUCAACAUCCGCCGGCAGCUUCGGGGCAUGUGUCUCAAGGAGAAACUUUUGGCGGAAGCGCCGCCACCAGAUCCGCAACCAUUUACGCCAAUAGACCCCGAGAGGGCUGAAGUGAUUCUCAAGUGUUUCAUGAGAGGCUUCGCCAUGAAGACGGCGAUGCUGGCGCCAGACGGCAGCUAUGUGACGAUACAGGGAAAGCACGUGGUAGCGAUUCACCCGGCGAGCGUCCUGCACGGGCAGAAGAAGGAGGCCAUCAUGUUUCUGGAGCACGUCUUCACGAACAAGAACUAUGCCAAAAAGGUCAGCGCGAUUCGAGCCAACUGGAUCGUCGAGGCGAUGGAGGCUAGAUACUAGUAGAGGGCACUCUAAUGUACAUGGCAGAUUACUGCUACUACAAUUACAUACAUGCUCAGUAAUUCCUGG
This is a messenger RNA of Purpureocillium takamizusanense, 2454 nucleotides long. It is a transcript of the gene prh1, whose product is annotated as RNA helicase. Lineage: Eukaryota; Fungi; Ascomycota; Sordariomycetes; Hypocreales; Ophiocordycipitaceae. Gene Ontology annotation, molecular function: RNA binding. Gene Ontology annotation, cellular component: intracellular anatomical structure; catalytic step 2 spliceosome. Bases 52 to 2385 code for a protein of 777 amino acids. The transcript has a single exon. The record is from RefSeq and is a predicted model, not a curated record.